This is a messenger RNA of Toxorhynchites rutilus septentrionalis, 1131 nucleotides long. RefSeq lists its product as uncharacterized. The transcript has 4 exons. Lineage: Eukaryota; Metazoa; Arthropoda; Insecta; Diptera; Culicidae. The record is from RefSeq and is a predicted model, not a curated record. Bases 682 to 1089 code for a protein of 135 amino acids.
UACAACAGGCUAAUCCAGAUCCCUCAAACAACCAUUUAACAAAUCGAAGGCUUUCCGGCUACAUACCGUCUCAACAAUAAGUCCCAUGGAUAUGGUCUAAGUUACAAUCAAAAUCUCGAUAUUGAAACAAACAAAUCCAGCUAUUGUUCGCUCAGAUCUACUGAAAUAAACCCCAAAACCCCAGCAAAAUUAAUGAAAUGCGCCAUAUAACAAUAUCAACCAGAACAAACACUGAACAAGCUAUCAAAUCCUGCCCAAAAGCAAGCUAUGAGUUUCAGUCUCCUCCGACAUGACUGUGAAAGCAUCCCCUCGUAUCAUGUGAAGACACUUGAAAAAAUCACCUGGCAUCCCUGAUAAUCACCGUACACUGAUAUCACUCGCGGAAAAUAGCCCAUAACCAAUAUCUAUUCAACACAGAAACGUACACAUAAAAACCAUACAAAAUUAUCUAUUUCAGAUACGAAAACGAAUAUCCGAAAUUUGGAUUCCAAAAGCUGCAUACAAUACAUACAAAGCAAACAGGGAGCAUAAAUAUGAAAAUGCAACCUGGAGUUCGUUCAUUUGAACAUCGGAUUUUACAUCUGAGGGCUGGAAUUCCGAGUCAGUUAUUCAUAUUCCAGAAGGCGGCUGAAAUCGCAAUUCAAAGAUGUUUUGUUUCCUGGGUCAUUUGCUCCAACAAUAAUGCUGCAGGCAUACAUGUUCAUUCAUGUCAAGCUCUUGAGGCGCGGCUCCAUCAGGAAUCAACCGCAAGAAGCCACAGAAAUGCAAGGUGAGUCAUCGUCUGUAAAUGAACGAUCCCAACUUCUGGACAUUUGUCAGGUAAGACACAAUCUCCGCUACACCCAUUUGUGCGAACGCACACACGAUCGUUCCCCGUACGAGUCAAGGCCGUUUGGAGGAAGCCCACGCGCGCUAAUAGCUCUUCAAGCGGCCGGCCGCGCACUGAUAGACGAUAAGUUGUUUACACCAGCUGCGGUCAGUAGCCAGAUUCGGCAUUUGCGGCGGGAAAGAGUCAUUACCUUUCCUUUUAGUAUAUCUACAGGGACGAAAACAGGGUCAUAUCAACUCAUUCAAAAUAAACCUGUGUAGAAGUGUAUGUAGACAAAAGAAUAUAUUUAUUUGAAAAUAACA